This is a messenger RNA of Spea bombifrons (plains spadefoot toad), 702 nucleotides long. RefSeq names its product hemoglobin subunit alpha-3-like. The transcript has 3 exons. The record is from RefSeq and is a predicted model, not a curated record. The coding region runs from base 70 to 498 and encodes 142 amino acids. Gene Ontology annotation, molecular function: heme binding; haptoglobin binding; organic acid binding. Gene Ontology annotation, cellular component: hemoglobin complex; haptoglobin-hemoglobin complex; blood microparticle. Gene Ontology annotation, biological process: hydrogen peroxide catabolic process; oxygen transport. NCBI's taxonomy places the organism in Eukaryota, Metazoa, Chordata, Amphibia, Anura, Pelobatidae.
AUACAGCACACACUUGUCUUCAGUUUCCAGUUGAAGUCAGUCUAAAGCUCACCAGUUCCCAUCUCCAAGAUGACUCUGAGCAGCAGCGAGAGAUCCGCAAUUGUUUCCCUUUGGGGCAAGAUUGCUCCUAAUGCCAGCGCCCUGGGAGCUGAGGCUUUGGAGAGACUUUUCCUGAGCUUCCCUCAGACCAAGACAUACUUCAGCCAUUUUGACCUGAGCCAUGGCUCUGCUGACCUCCUCAACCACGGAGGAAAAGUUGUGAAUGCCCUGGGAGAGGCCGCCAAGCACAUUGACAGCCUUUCAGGCUCCCUGUCAACCCUCAGUGACCUGCAUGCCUACAACCUGAGAGUGGAUCCAGGAAACUUCAAGUUGCUGUCUCAAACUAUCCAAGUGACUCUGGCUGCUCACUUCCCUGAAGACUUCACACCCUCAGUCCAGGCUGCCUGGGACAAAUUCAUUGCUGAAGUAGCCGCUGUCUUGACCUCCAAGUACAGAUAAAUACACCAAGACAACAAGAAUGCAUCUGUAAUUACACCACCUUAUGGGAUGUUUACUGGAAACUUUGCGCACAAGUUUGUCAUUAUACUAAGGGGAAAUUAAAGAUCACAUUCUAAAUGUAACAUUAUGAGAAGGUUUCAAUUGUUGUCACAAUGUAAUAUGAUUUUCCAUGUGAUAAUUAAAAUGUUACUUACAUCCCUACAA